Molecule: messenger RNA, 1863 nt
Organism: Penicillium canariense
Lineage: Eukaryota; Fungi; Ascomycota; Eurotiomycetes; Eurotiales; Aspergillaceae
Exons: 7
Coding region: 1-1863 (620 amino acids)
Biological process (GO): protein phosphorylation; mitotic DNA damage checkpoint signaling
Cellular component (GO): nucleus
Molecular function (GO): protein binding; ATP binding; protein serine/threonine kinase activity
Source: RefSeq, a predicted model, not a curated record
AUGGCACCUCGUGAAAAAAGCUCGCUCAAACGGGCCAGACAUAGUGCAGGUGCCGAUUCGCAGGACUUGAAGAAGCCCCGGCGCUCUCAGAGAAUCUCGAGCCAGCAACAGCAACCUGUGGAAACACCAGUCAAUCAUGACUAUCUACCCACUCCGCUAACUCAUGGGAACUCGACUGCGACGGACAUCCGCAACGAACUCACAGCCACUCCACCAGGCAGCCCGAGUCGUCAUGUCCGUCAGCACACCCCGUCGAAUACAGAAUUAUCCCCAGCCUAUUCCUCGCCACCGGACGAAGUGGAUGAUGAGAGUGCGGAGGGAGUCUGGGGAUACCUCAUCCCGCUAGAUGAUAGCGUGAGCGGCGCUUUCGUCCUGAAACAGCGCGAUGGGUGCGUCAAAUCCGACACGAAGCCCCAGACAAGCAAGCAAGGGAACGGCCGCGCGCCCGGAGGCUACCUGGUCGGCCGACAUCCCGAAUGUGACCUGGUGAUCAACAUCCCGACGAUCUCGAAUCGACAUUUCCUUCUUUUCUCUGAGAAAAGGAAAGGUGACGUGGUCGCGAUGCUGGAGGACCUUUCCAGCAAUGGGACCUUCGUGAAUGAUGCGAUUGUCGGACGAAACAAACAUCGUGAGCUCGAGGAUCGGGAUGAGGUUUCAAUUCUGAAUGAAGCACGGUUUGUCUUCCGCUAUCCGCGUACGCGAGACACAAGUGGUUUCCGCCAGCAGUACCGGAAACUUCAGCAGCUUGGUAAGGGCCACUUUGCUACGGUUUACCUGUGUGCGGAUCGAACGACGGGGAAGCAGUAUGCCGCAAAGGUCUUUGAAAAACGCCCGGGAGAUUCGCAAAAAUCCCAGUCUCAGAACGAGACCUUGCAGCAGGAGAUCGCUCUUCUGAUGGGGGUUAAUCACCCCAACCUUCUUUGCCUGAAGGACACCUUCGAUGAGAGUGACGGUGCUUAUCUUAUCCUGGAGCUAGCCCCCGAGGGUGAACUUUUCAAUUUGAUUGUGACCAAGCAGAAACUGAGUGAGGCUGAAACUCGCCACGUGUUCCGUCAGCUGUUCGAGGGAUUGAAGUAUUUGCACGAUCGAGGGAUUGUGCAUCGGGACAUCAAGCCUGAGAACAUCCUUGUAUCAGACAAGAAACUGACCGUCAAGCUGGGCGACUUUGGUCUUGCUAAGAUUAUUGGAGAGGAUUCCUUCACCACCACACUCUGCGGUACACCCAGUUAUGUUGCGCCGGAAAUCCUGCAAGAGACUCGUCGGCGACGGUAUACUAGGGCCGUGGAUGUUUGGUCGCUGGGUGUUGUUCUUUACAUCUGCCUCUGCGGCUUCCCACCUUUCUCCGAUGAAUUGUGUACCCGAGAGAACCCAUACACUCUGGCGCAGCAGAUCAAGAUGGGCCGUUUCGACUACCCGUCCCCUUACUGGGAUUCCGUGGGGGAUCCCGCUCUAGACCUGAUCGACAAGAUGCUCACGGUGGAUGUGGAGAAACGGAUCACGGUGGAUGAGUGUCUUGAACACCCUUGGCUUACCGAAAAAUACCCUAGCGUCAACGACAGCACAGAUGGCCUAACCGGAGCGCUCGACAAAUUGGACUUCUCCAAGCGUAAGAUCGAGCGGGAGCGUACGAUGCUGAGCAGUAUCAACGACGUCCACUUUAGCGAGCAUGUGGAUGGUGGCAGCACCCCGGUCAAGGUCUAUCACAAGAAUGAGGCUGGGAAGCGAGUUCACAAUCGAGCGGCCAAGGCGUCGCGUCGCGAACCUUCCCCUGGCAACAAUCAUGAUCCUCAGGACUUUGUGAACCUGGGCCAAUCCGGAGAUCCCGCCCUCUACGACGAAGAACCUACCAGUCGGUACCGGUGA